AUGGCUGACGUCACCACUAGGCAUGACCACAUUACUGUUACUCCUGCUCCGGCCAUGACCGCGAUCUCAAGCACUCCCACACCGCCGCCUCCAACAAACUUUGGUAGGGCUUUCCAUGCCCUUGAUACAUGUGGUAUAGGUUGGAUUAUUGAUUCGUGA
This is a messenger RNA of Prunus armeniaca (apricot), 159 nucleotides long. NCBI's taxonomy places the organism in Eukaryota, Viridiplantae, Streptophyta, Magnoliopsida, Rosales, Rosaceae. The record is from the annotation of a GenBank genome assembly.